Phaeoacremonium minimum UCRPA7 is the source of this 819-nucleotide messenger RNA. RefSeq names its product putative exosome complex exonuclease rrp41 protein. Gene Ontology annotation, biological process: U4 snRNA 3'-end processing; rRNA catabolic process; nuclear mRNA surveillance. Gene Ontology annotation, cellular component: nuclear exosome (RNase complex); cytoplasmic exosome (RNase complex); nucleolus. The record is from RefSeq and is a predicted model, not a curated record. Bases 1 to 819 code for a protein of 272 amino acids. Lineage: Eukaryota; Fungi; Ascomycota; Sordariomycetes; Togniniales; Togniniaceae. The transcript has 2 exons.
AUGCCGCUCGACACCUCGGCCUACUCCCUGGCGCUGCUGCGAGUCGACGGCCGCCGCUGGAACGAGCUGCGACGAUGCCAUGCCCAGAUCCGCACCCAGGCUGCUGCCGAUGGCUCCAGCUACCUCGAGAUGGGCAACACGAAGGUUAUGUGCGUGGUGAACGGACCGACUGAACCUCGGCGAGGUGGCGCGGGAGGAGGUGGCGGCGCAAGCGAGCAGACCAAAGAGGCGCAGGUCAUCGUGAGCAUCGUCGUCGCGGGUUUCAGCUCCGUCGACCGCAAGCGGCGGGGACGGGGCGACAAGCGCAUCCAGGAAAUGCAAACGACCAUCUCGCGCGCCCUCUCGAGCACGCUGCACACGCACCUCUUCCCGCACUCGACCAUCAACGUCUCGCUGCACGUGCUCAGCCAGGACGGCUCGCUGCUGGCGGCGCUGAUCAAUGCGUCCGCGCUGGCGGCCAUCGACGCCGGCAUCCCGAUGACGGACUACGUCGCCGCCUGCACGGCGGGCAGCACCUCGAGCUACGCGGCCAACGACGAGGCCGCCGACCCGCUGCUGGACCUCAACCAGCAGGAGGAGCAGGAGCUGCCGAGCCUGACGGUCGCGACGCUCGGCGAGAGCGACAAGGUCGUUGUGCUCGUGUGCGAGAGCCGGGUGCAGGUCGCUAGGCUGGAGGGCAUGCUCGCUGUCGGUGUUGACGGAUGCAAGCAGGUGCGAGAGAUCUUGGACCAAGUAGUGAGAGAGAAGGGAGGACGUAUGGUGCGAGAGGGAGUGGUAGAGAAAGGCGUGGGCGUCGGGGAUAUGGACAUCGACGGUUGA